CUCAAUUUAUUCUUUUCUCUUGAGCAGGAAGUGAAAUUAACUCUGUUAUUAAAAAUUAAGUCAGUAGAUUAAAUUAAGAGGAAAAUAGUUCCAGACUCAACUAGAGUUGUCUUUGGCUUUCUGAAAUUAUCUUGCAGGAUGUCUGAAAGUGAUGGCAGCCGCCACUCUGAUUCCGACCAUGGUGGUAGCGACUCUGAAGGUGAAAGAGGUGGUCGUGGCACUAAACACAGCAGAGCCCGACAGUACUCAGAUGAGGCUGAGGAGGCCAGAAGUGGGGAUGAGGAGCAGAGUGGUGAUGAGGAACCUGCUGAUGGGGAGGAUAUAGCUCAGUCGGAACGAGACAGUGAGGAAGAUGAAGAAGAUGAAGACAGGCCUCGGAAGAAGAAGCGUCGCAAUGCAGUUGCUGAUUAUUUCCUUGUGGAAGCUGAAGUGGAUGAUCCUGAUGGUGAAGAAGAGGACGACGAUGAGGUUGAAGACUACGACUUGCUUGGCAAUGAACGUGACGAGGUGGGCGUAACUGCCCGUGAGAUUGAAGCUAGUCGCCGCGCCAGCAACAUUUGGGACAAUGAAAAGGAGGAGGAGAUUGAGGAGUACUACAGACGCAAGUAUGCCGAGGAGACAUCCGCCGGGGCCCGCUUCGGCGUGGGCGGUGAAGACAUGAGCGAUGAGAUCACCCAGCAAACAUUGCUGCCUGGCGUCAAAGAUCCUAACUUGUGGAUGGUUAAGUGCCGCAUUGGCGAAGAGAAAGCAACGGCGCUGCAGAUGAUGCGUAAAUACAUUGCAUACCAGCACACCGAAGAGCCUUUGCAAAUAAAGUCGCUGGUUGCGCCGGAGGGAGUCAAGGGCUAUGUCUACAUCGAAUCCUUCAAACAGAGCCAUGUCAAGCAGGCUGUGGAAGGUGUGAGCAACUUACGAAUUGGUCUGUGGACCCAGACUAUGGUGCCUAUUCAGCAAAUGACCGACGUUCUGAGAGUCGUGAAGUCCGUACCGAGCUUGAAAAAGAAUGUUUGGGUACGUCUCCGGCGUGGCAUCUUCAAGGAAGACCUUGCACAAGUUGAUUAUGUUGACUCAAGCCAAAACAAUGUCAUGUUGAAACUUAUUCCACGCAUUGAUUACACAAAGAAACGUGGCUUGCUCAAGACGUCGCAAGGAGAUGAUAAACGUAAGAAAACUCCACGUCCUCCCCAAAAACUUUUUGAUAAUGUUGCCAUUCAAGCCAUAGGUGGAUUGGUGACACAAGAUGGUGACUUCCUUGUCUUUGAAGGUAACCGCUACACAAGAAAAGGUUUUCUCUACAAGCAGUUCAACAUGAGUGCAAUCAUGUUUGAGGGAGUCAAACCGACACUAGCUGAGCUAGAAAAGUUUGAGGAGCAGAAUCUGACUGAUGUUGAGCUGACAACGGCUUCAACUGAUGAAGAGUCGCAUAACUUUGCUCCUGGCGAUAAUGUGGAGGUUGUUGAAGGUGAGCUGGUCAACCUCAUGGGCAAAGUGACGCGCGUGGAUGGAGCGCGUAUUUACAUCAAGCCUAAUCACGAGGAUCUUAAAGACGAUCUUGAGUUCUUUGCUCAUGAGCUUAAGAAAUAUUUCCGGCAAGGAGACCAUGUUAAAGUGAUUGCUGGUCGCUAUGAGGGAGACACAGGGCUAAUUGUACGAGUGGAAGAAAACCUCAUUGUUUUGUUCUCUGAUCUGACAAUGCACGAGCUACAAGUGCUGCCACGUGACCUGCAGCUAUGCGCAGAUGUAGCAACUGGUGUUGAUUCUCUGGGUCAGUUUCAGUGGGGUGACAUGGUUGCCAUUGAUUCCCAAACUGUCGGCGUUAUUGUUCGACUUGAGAAAGAAAGUUUCCAAGUUCUGACAAUGCAUGGAAAAAUUCAGUACGUAAGGCCACAAGCCGUGCAUAAGAAGAAGGAGAACAGACGAGCAAUGGCUCUUGAUUCGGAACAGAAUACCAUCCAGAUUAAUGAUAUUGUCAAGGCUGUUGAUGGACCAUACACUGGGGAGCACGGUGAAAUGAAACACCUUUAUCGCAACUAUGCCUUCCUCUAUAAUAAAACUCAGCUGGAAAAUGGAGGUAUAUUCGUUUGCAAAACACGUCACUUGCUUCUUGCUGGAGGAGGGAAAGGCAGCAGUGGUGUGGGUGGCCCCAUGGGGGGCGUUGGUGGCCUCGGCUUCAUGUCACCUCGUCUCACGUCACCAGCGCACUCAGGGUCGGCAUCGGAGCGAUCCGGAGGCUUCGGUGCGGGUGGCGGUGGAGGAGAUCGUGGGGGCGGUCGGGGCCGUGGUCGAGGUCGUGGCGUUGGUCGGGAUCGAGGUCUUAUUGGUGUGACCAUCAAAAUCACACAGGGACCUUACAAAGGACAUGUGGGCAUCGUCAAGGAUGCUACCGACUGCACAGUGCGUGUGGAGCUGCACUCAAAGUGCCAGACAAUCAUUGUGGAUCGUUCUCGCGUUGCUCCCGUGGGUUCUACGAGCACUCGCUCUGCUGGCUCCUUCACUGCAUCGCAUACUCCUCAAUGGGGUUCGCAGACUCCCAUGUACGGGGUUGCUGGUGGUGCCCACACUCCCAUGUACGGCUCUCAGACGCCUCAGUAUGAUGGCUCAAGGACUCCAAAUUUCGGUUCGAUGACUCCAUCUCACGAACCUGGAAGUCAGACGCCUGGCAGGCAAAGUGCAUGGGACCCGAAUAUCACGAAUACUCCUGCUCGGUCCUCCGACUUCGACGAGUACUCUUAUGAUGAGGCGACACCUUCUCCUGCCUACAACCCUGGUGGUGGAGCUGGAGGUAACACUCCAGGAUACCAAAGUGAUGUUGGCCAAGGUCCAUACACACCGGCCACUCCUGGCGCUGCAUACAACAGUGAUAACAACUACAGCCCUUACAACCAACCCGAUCCUUCUCCUCAAGCCUACCAGCCUGGCUCGUCUCCGUCUGCGUAUGCAGGCACUCCAUCACCCGCCGGUACUGGGGCUUAUCAAGCAACCCCUUCUCCCGGUGGGUCUGGCUACGCGUCGCCAUCACCUCUUGCGUACAGCCCCAUGACCCCGGGGGCUGCAUCACCCUAUACGGGCUCCACAGGCGUCGACAGCCUAGGCAUGCAGGACUGGCAGAGUGUUGACAUCGAAGUCAAGAUUCGUGCGACGCACGAUGAUCCCGGUCUCAGCGGACAAGUGGGCGUGAUCCGCAGCAUCACCGGUGGAAACUGCUCCGUAUUUUUGCCUGAAGAGGAACGUGUGGUCAACAUCAAUGGCGAACAUUUGGAGCCUGUGGUGCCCGUGCAAGGAGAUCGAGUUAAGGUGAUCUUCGGCGAAGACCGUGAGCAGAUGGGCUCAUUGCUGUCCAUCGACAACAACGAGGGCGUCGUCAACAUGGACCACUCGGACCUGAAGAUGCUGCAGCUGCGAUACUUGUGCAAAAUGAGCAGUCAACAACAGUAACUUUGCUUGUUCCAUGACUGUUGCGGUGUGAAAAAAUUUGGUGAAAUGGAUAGAACAAAAAACGCGUUGCUUGUUCUAGUACGUGCAUAAAAAGCUCAAAUUGAGUCAUCUAGCUGCAGUACUGAAACCUCUUUUGUUUCUUGUCAUGUUUUAAAACGGUAAUUGAUGAAAAAUGCAUGAAUUACACGCAUUUCAUCUUAAAAAGUGCAUAAACAUAUAAAACUCGUAUGAAUCUGACAACAUUCAAGAUACUUUUAUUCUUAUUAUUAUAAUUAUUUUUCCUAUUGAUGGCAAGUAAUAAGAGUGGUAAAAAAAUAUAGAAUGAACAUACUUGAACUGUUUGAGAAGCUUAUAGUGUUCUUAUUUUGUUCGUUAAGCUAUGUACGUCUGUGGCUCGAUAAUGACGUCUCAACCUCGGAAUUUUCAUAUAUCCAAAAGUUUUUUAUGAUUGUAAGAUGGAAUAGAUUUGAAACGUAUAUAUUGUACGUCAAUCUUUAACAUGGAUUUAGAUUAUCUAAAUAGAUGCCGGAAAGACGUUUAGUUCCGAAUUUAAAUACAUGUUAUUAUUUGUUACCGAUAAUUGGAUCGGCACAAUGAAGGAAGAUGAGCAGCUGUGUUAGUCCGAGAACUGCUCCGUGAGCGUGAGAUGUAACUCGGAUUUUAAACAUCUGUGGAUAAUUUCCCUAUGUAACUCUUUGCUGUCACACGUCUUGAUGCUUGCGCCGAUUCACAUGCUACUGAAGAAUAAGCACCUGUCUCAUACUACCGUUGACUAGUGAAGGUUUUGGUCAUGCUGCCCAUUAAGCUUUGAACUAACGAACGUAACUAGAGCUCUUGGAAUCGAACGAUGUCGUCAUGUAUAUGCACAAUAAUAUUUACUGCUUGUAAUUACGUGCCUAUCUCCUUGUUAUUUGAGACUUAUCAGGAAGUAAUGGGAGGUAAUAUUCGGUUAACCUCUAGUACAUGAAACGAAUAAUUCGAUUAGUGUCCCCCAGCUAGCCUUUCUUUCUCGCACGAUUCAUUGCUUUUAGGAAGCCACGAAGAUGUUUAUACGUUAUCAUCCUUUGUUUUGUAUUAUUAUCUGAUUUUUUUUAAUUGAGUGUGCGCAGUUAAGUGUAUUACCUGGUUCGCUGAGAGUCUACCUUCUACCAUUUGCUGAGAGUCUACCUCUACCAUUGGCUGAGAGUCUACCUCUACCGUUUGCUGAGUGUCUGCCUCUACCGUUUGCAUCGUAGGACUCUUGUGUCAUGGCCUCAUUGAAUCGUACUUCGGUUUUGCUUAGUAAAAUAAGUCUCACCACC
Molecule: messenger RNA, 4736 nt
Organism: Hyalella azteca
Lineage: Eukaryota; Metazoa; Arthropoda; Malacostraca; Amphipoda; Hyalellidae
Gene: Spt5
Product: transcription elongation factor SPT5
Exons: 9
Coding region: 139-3435 (1098 amino acids)
Biological process (GO): transcription elongation by RNA polymerase II; regulation of transcription by RNA polymerase II; transcription elongation-coupled chromatin remodeling
Cellular component (GO): DSIF complex
Molecular function (GO): protein binding; mRNA binding
Source: RefSeq, a predicted model, not a curated record